Drosophila arizonae is the source of this 3275-nucleotide messenger RNA. RefSeq names its product drop dead (gene drd). The record is from RefSeq and is a predicted model, not a curated record. NCBI's taxonomy places the organism in Eukaryota, Metazoa, Arthropoda, Insecta, Diptera, Drosophilidae. Gene Ontology annotation, molecular function: acyltransferase activity, transferring groups other than amino-acyl groups.
GUUAGGUCUUGGCGGUCGCUGAAUUAUUCGCUGGCAAACAGCAGCAACCACAACUAGCGCGCCGCAUCGAACGAACAAAAUUAAAUAUAUAUCAAUUUCAAAUCGACGAAGAAUUUGGCUAAAGAAAUUCCAAUUUAGUUUUGUGUGGCAAAUUCUGUGGAUUUUCUUUUCCGUCUGUGUUCUCGCCGCGUGUGUUCAAUUCAAUUUUUGUUUAUAUUUUUUUUUUAUCUACUUUAAUAUUAUUAGUUUUCGUGUUAUGUGCAGCUGAUUGGCUGAUUGCAUGCGCAAGGAACACAUUUGCAGCGCUAUAUUCGGUGCCUCGUUUCCUGCUGGGAUGCGCUGCCAAAUGCUGGCGCUACUGGCGCUGCUGUGCAGCUGCCUGGGCACGCGUUGCGGCUGCUGGGCACUAGGUGGCGCUGCCGCCGCUGUCACGCACCCCACGUGCAAUCUGAAGGAUAAUUGCAAUUUGGGCGAAAAUCUUCUAACGGUGGCCGGCGAUGGUGAUCCCGUUGAGACGCACAUUGCCUCCAUUUUCGAGGAUAAGGUCAACUAUAGCCUCAAACUGUUUGCGGAUGAUGCCAAUGCGGCCACAACGACAACAACAUCCAGCAACAGCGCCACAACAACAACGGUGCUGGACGUGCUGCACGAUGCGCUCGCUGCGGGCAAUCUCAGUGAGCUGCAUCAUCACGCCAUCAGCAACUACACGCUGCGGCAGUUGAGUGACAGGCGUGAGGAGGAGCAGGAUCAGGUGGAGGAGGAGGAGCGCGUUUAUUUGUACAACAUUGGCCAACGCUUCUUGGCCUUUUCGCAGCCUUUCGAUGCCGCUCGUAAUCCGAAUGCCUCGCCCCUUUGUCGCGCCCACAUGCGACGCUAUAUGCAGGCGUUAAACAAUUUUGAUCUGUGGGCCUUGAAAAUGCACGACGCUAGCGGCAAAUUGAACUCGGGCAUUCUCAAUGGCAACAUCAACCAGCCGGGCGACUUCGAUCAGUGCAUGGGCAUACAGCAAACAUUCGAUGACGGCACCGAUGGCAGCCCGGCGAAUUCACAGCUGCGCGGCCAAUACUGCUUGGCGUAUGCACAGCCAGUGCUGCCACACAAAUCGAAGCGACUGCAAGCGUUCUUCGAGCUACUGCAAUCGCACGGGCCCUUCCGCAGCGAAUUCAAUGACCCUGGACAUCGCGUGCCUCGCUAUUCAUUGGUCAAUUGGGGCAUCUGCGUGCCAUCGGGCUGCACGCAUCGCGAUGUUGAGUACAGUGUGGCCGAGUAUUUGCGCAACCAGACCACCGCCACGGGCAUCACGUUCCAAGUGCGCGUCGAGCCGAAGAUGUGCCAGGUGCGCGAUCCCCAGCCCUGGGACCGCAACACCACCUGGGCGGUGCGCUUCUUUGUGCUGGUGCUCUGCGUGGCCGUUCUCUCCACGGUGUACGAUCGCAGCACCAAGACGCAGCCAAAGCAGAAUGAGUGGUGUACGGCCUUCUCGCUGGACAAGAAUCUGCGCUGGCUGUUCAGCACGAACAGUUCGCCAGGCGACAUCGAAGCCGUGCAUGGCAUUCGAUUCCUGAACGCCAUGAUGCUCAUCUUCUCGCACAAAUCGAUGGCCAUGUUCUUCAAUCCGUACAAUAAUCGCACGGCCAUGUCGGAGAGCCUGGGCCAGCCCUGGACGGUCAUCGGACGCGCCGCCUCCCUCUACACGGACCCGUUCCUACUCUUCAGCGGCAUGUUGACGUCGUAUUCGCUGUUCGGACGACUGAUGAAGCAGCAGCCGAUACGCUUGAAGAACGAGUACAUCAGUCGCCUGAUGCGCAUCGUGCCGCCUCUGGCUGCUUUGAUACUCUUCUGCACCUACGUCCUGCCCCUGUGGGGCUCCGGGCCGCAGUGGAACCUGGUGGUGGGGCACCAUGCGGACAUUUGCAAGCAGCAUUGGUGGCGCAACCUGCUCUUCAUCCACAACUACUUCGGCUUCAGCGAGAUGUGUCUCACCCACACCCACCAUCUGGGCAUCGAUACGGAACUGUUCGCCGUGGCGCCGCUCUUCAUCUUUGUGCUCUGGCGCUGGCCACGUCGCGGCCUGCUCGCCCUGCUGUUCCUCUGCACGAUAGGCACGGCGGCACGCUACUAUACGACCAUUGUGAAUCAGCUCUCCAACUACAUAUACUUUGGCACCAACAUUCAGCGUCUGUUCCGCACCGCGGACUACAUGUACUCGUUCCCCCCGCACCGCUCGACGGUCUACAUCAUGGGCAUCCUGCUGGGCUAUGCGCUGCGCAAGUACCAAGGCGUCCAGCUGAGUCGUCUGCAGUUGCGCCUGGGCUGGCUGGCAGCGACCGUCUGUGUGCUCGCCUCCCUGUUGGGACCCGCUCCGAUGGGGCAUAUUAGCUACGUCUACAACUCGACCCAUGCGGCGAUCUAUGCAGCCUUUGCGCCGAUUGCCUGGUGCCUGUUCUUCUCCUGGAUCGUCUUCGUCUCACACAAUGGCUACAAGAAUAAACUAACCAGACUGUUCAGCUGGCGCGGCUUUCAGGUAUCCACGAAGCUGUCCUACGCCAUUUACCUCACGCAAUUCCCCGUCUUCUUCUUCAACGUCGGACGAAGGCGUCACAUACAUCACUAUUACAACUUUGUCUCGAUUAUUCUCGAUACCAACGAAUUUAUCUCGAUCUUUCUGGCCUCCGUAGCGCUAACGGUGCUCUUCGAUGCGCCCUUCCAGAACCUCAAGAAGCUGCUCAUCAAGCGCCCAUCAAGCAGCCCGGCGAUCAAGUCGAAGGCGCCGGCGACGACGUCCAGCACUGCCUCCCAGCUAACGGAUACCCCACAAUCGCAGGAGCGUCCGUCAACAGAUCCGCAGUCGCAUUCGCAUCCGCAUCCGCAUGCCGAUUAGCCAGCUAAUCGAUCUGCGUGUGUUUGUAUUUUGUAAAUUUGUCUUAGCAUUUAGUCGCAAUGUAUUUAAUUCGCCUAAGCCGACGCCCGUACACCCUACCGCCCAUUCCUGUGCGCAUACACCCACUGCCCGAAUACCCUACCCUUAGUCAUAGUGAAACGCUUUAUACGUUGUAAAUUGUACUUUUAGUCAUUCCGAAAAGAGAGAGAACGAGAGAGAUAGCAAUAGAUUGUUGUUCUUUUUUUUUCAUAGUCAUAAAUUAACCGAUCGCUGCUUUUUUAUUGUUUUACCAUCAUCCUGCUUUGCUAUAAAGUCUCUAUAUAUAUAUAUGUACGAUAUACCUAAUUGUAAGCCAGGUCGAAAGCGCUUUAUUUUAUUUGUACCUUAAUUUUUA